Messenger RNA from Paracoccidioides brasiliensis Pb18, 858 nucleotides. RefSeq lists its product as uncharacterized. The record is from RefSeq and is a predicted model, not a curated record. The transcript is spliced from 3 exons. Gene Ontology annotation, molecular function: chromatin DNA binding; protein heterodimerization activity. Gene Ontology annotation, cellular component: CHRAC; epsilon DNA polymerase complex. The coding region runs from base 1 to 858 and encodes 285 amino acids. Gene Ontology annotation, biological process: heterochromatin formation; DNA damage response; leading strand elongation.
AUGCCGCGGAAAUCCACGGUCUCCGUCGAGGGAGGCAGCCAUGGUGAAGAACAAAAUACAUUGGGGGAGGGUUCAAGAGCAACCGUGCCUAGAUCAGAUCCCAUUGACACAGGCGUGAAUGUUGAGGACUACCUUCUACCGAGAACCCUUACACAGCGACUGGCCAAGGGUGUUUUGCCUCCAAAUACUUCAAUACAGAAAGAUGCGCUGUUAGCGAUAACCAAGGCGGCCACCGUAUUCGUCUCAUAUCUCUCAUCACACGCAAACGAGGAAACCUCUAAGAAAACCGUAACCCCGCAAGACGUCUUCGCAGCCCUUUCUGAGAUAGAGUUCGACGCCUUCGUCCCACGCCUCCAGCGCGAACUUGCUGUUUAUACCGAAGCCAACGCGCAGAAACGGACUGGGAAGAAGGAUCGCAAGGCUAGCAGCGGCGCAGCAGGGGCGACUGCUGUUUCUGAGAGUGGGGAAGGAACAAAGAGUCCCGCUGCAGAUGAGCAUGGCGAGCAGGGUGGUGAACCGGAUGCCAAGCGGGUGAAGAGGAACGGAGAGAGGAGUGAGGUUGCUGUUGGGAGAACGAGGAUGGAGGGUGGUGGUGGGAAGGGGAUGGAGAGUCAGGCUGCAGAGGAUGAUGGUGAUGAGACUGAGGAGAUGGAAGAGGAGGAUGGGCCAGAUGAGGAGGAGGUGUUGGAUGAUGAGGAGGAGGAGGAAGAGGAGGAGGAAGAGGAGACUACGCAGCUUAGUGGACGGGACGAGGAUGAGGUGGAUAUUUAUGAUGAUGGGAGCGAUACGGCUAGGAGGAGGGGAGGGAUGCAUCCAGAUCUGGAUUCGGGGCUUGAAAGUGAUAGUGAUGAGCUGUGA